This is a messenger RNA of Thalassophryne amazonica, 1671 nucleotides long. RefSeq names its product cytokine induced apoptosis inhibitor 1 (gene ciapin1). Gene Ontology annotation, biological process: iron-sulfur cluster assembly. Gene Ontology annotation, molecular function: iron-sulfur cluster binding. The transcript is spliced from 9 exons. The record is from RefSeq and is a predicted model, not a curated record. The coding region runs from base 91 to 1014 and encodes 307 amino acids. NCBI's taxonomy places the organism in Eukaryota, Metazoa, Chordata, Actinopteri, Batrachoidiformes, Batrachoididae. Gene Ontology annotation, cellular component: cytoplasm.
UGGCGCUGUUGCACCAUUUUGUUGUGCGUCACCCACAGCGAGAAACGAACAAGAACUAGAAGGGAAGAAGGACGAGAAACAAACGCGGCCAUGACGGACCUCGGCAUCAAAGCGGGAGACAGGGUGAUGAUGGUGUGGGAUCAACCCUCGUCACCCUCAAACCUGAAAGAACUAGCGGAGGAUGUCGGAGCAAUUGUUGGUGCAGAUGGGAAAGUGGCAGUGGAAAAUAUGGAGAGACUUUUGAUAUCCACGCACAGAGCGUCCACCUUUGACUGGGUCAUCUCCUGCCUUCUGGAAGACAGUGCUUCAAUCCACACUUCAGAGGCUCUGGAAGAAAUGGCUCGAGUGCUCAAACCUGGUGGGAAGAUCGUUCUGGAUGAACCAGUUACAGGAGUUGAGAACCAGACCAUCAGGACGGCUGAGAAGCUAAAAUCGGCUCUGAAAUUAUCUGGCUUCAUGUCAGUUUUAGAGCUGCAGAAAUCAGAACUGAGUCCGGAGGUGAGCAACUCCAUCAGGACGGCCACAGGUUACCAUGGAAACACUCUGUCUAAAGUCCGCAUCUCUGCUUCUAAACCAAACUUUGAGGUGGGGUCAUCCAGUCAGAUUAAACUGUCGUUUGGCAAACAGAAGUCCAAACCUGAGAAACCGGUUCUGGAUCCAAACACGGUCCAACUGUGGACACUUUCUGCCAGUGACAUUAACGAUGAUGAUGUGGAUUUAGUGGAUUCUGAUGCUCUGCUGGAUGAGGAGGACUUAAAGAAGCCUGAUCCAGCUUCUCUAAGAGUGAAUGCCUGUGGAGGUUCCACAAAGAAGAAAGCAUGCAAGAACUGCACGUGUGGUCUUGCUGAGGAACUGGAGGCCAAAGAAAACAAAACCUCAGAUCUACCAAAGUCUGCUUGUGGAAGUUGUUACCUUGGUGACGCAUUCCGAUGUGCCAGCUGCCCGUACUUGGGGAUGCCAGCGUUCAAACCUGGGGAGAAAAUUGUCCUUGACAACACAGUGAUGGACGCCUGAAACUUUGACAUCAUUCGAAAUAUGACAUUCUAUCAUCUUCCUGGACCGUAAAACCUCUUUGAACUUUUGUGGGAAUGUGACCGAUUUCUAUCAACAUUUUCAUGUAUCUCUGGGAACUAGCUUAAAAUUGAUAGACGACACUGACGUCUCCUCCACCGUGAGUAAAAAUGUUAUGUUAGUAAGUCCUGUUUUUAUUGUGAGAAUUCGCUGAAGGAUUUGUAAGAACCUGAACAAGAAAAUUGAUACAUAUUGUAACAUGAAGAAAAUCCAGUUAUACAGUUUCUUAUCGCUCUCGUUAGUUCAGUUUAACAGUUGUCAGUAGUGAACGUUUCAGAGUGCACCACCAGCUGCACAAUAAAAUGCACCACCUCGUGGCAAAAUAUGCAGAGCAUCGUAGGCUAUUGCCAAUAUUAGACACUGAAAUAACCACAAUAUACUGUGGUUAUUGUGUGCAGAAACUAUAACUAUACCAGCUGUGAUUCCAGCAAAUUAUCUAACAAAUUGACGACAGACUACUAGCUGCGCGCUGCUAUGAAAGACACUGAAAAUUUACUCCAUAGCAACUACUGUUUAGAGUAUGUUUGAACCUGUACACUUAAGGAAUUACAAAAUCUGCUCUAUGUACAGAAAUAAAACUCAUGAAUUGCAAUGGACAAU